Ictalurus furcatus (blue catfish) is the source of this 769-nucleotide messenger RNA. Its product is annotated as protein mono-ADP-ribosyltransferase PARP14-like. The record is from RefSeq and is a predicted model, not a curated record. The transcript is spliced from 4 exons. NCBI's taxonomy places the organism in Eukaryota, Metazoa, Chordata, Actinopteri, Siluriformes, Ictaluridae. The coding region runs from base 194 to 718 and encodes 174 amino acids. Gene Ontology annotation, molecular function: nucleic acid binding.
ACAGCUGCUGAGAAGUUUCUACUAGAGUGCCAGACAAAGAAAAGGUUCCAGGACCAUGGUCUCAUGGCUCGGUCUCUGGAAAUAAGUAGAAGUAUUAAGGUGGAAAACCUUCCUGCUGAGUGUGCUAAUGAUUUUCUAGAACUUUACUUUGAUAAGUGGGGUGGAGCAGUGGAGAAACUCGACACAAUACCAGAUGAGCAGGCUGCCAUCGUCACCUUUCAUGAUCAAGAGGACUGAAACAGGAAGUGACUUAGCAGCUGUCUUACUGCCACCAGAUGAGACCCAGGAUGAAUCCAAAGCUGUGGUUCUGGAGAAAAUGCCAGAGAACUUUACCAGAGAGGUCCUUAUGAUCUUAGUGGACAGUAUCUGUGGUCUUUCUGACAAUGAAUAUUUCUUGGAGUUAAUUCCAGAAUCAAACACUGCUGUUGUGACCUUUAAUGACCCCAGCGCUGCAGAAACGUUCUUCAUAAAGUGCAGGAGUAAAGAAAAGUAUAAAGAUUAUGGACUCACAGCUCGGGCUCUGGAGAAAAGUAAAAGUGUUAAGGUGGAAAACCUGCCGGCUCAGUGCCCUGAGGACUUGCUAGAACUAUACUUUGAUAACUGGGGUGGAAUGGUGGAAAGAAUUGACACAAUACCAGACGAGCAAGCCGCCAUUGUCACCUUUCAUGAUCAAGAGGGUAAACAUUUUUUUGUGUGGCCUAAGAACUACAACGAAUGAGUUAUCACACUUGGUUAUACUUCAAUUUCAGCAUGGAUGAAUGUUAAUACA